AUGUCUCAGAGACACCUCGUUCCCAGCGACUCUUACUGUCCAUUUGGAGAGCCCUGGUUAGACUCCUGUUUCCAGCAGACGUUACUCCCAAAUGCACCAUGGCACAAGCUGGAGGAGGAUGUGGCUAAAGCACUAGCUCAAAAAGUCCAAAAGCAGUUCAACCAUCCUGAAAGGCGGGAAAUGCUCUUCAAAUUGCUAGGGAAAGGCUUCAUCAACAGUUACUUCCCUUCUGAAAUGCCCCAUCCACAACUUUUGGAGCCGCCCCAGAUGUCUGCGGAAGAGAGACGACGCCUGGAGAUAGAAGCCAAAUCUUGGCUGCUCAGCCAGGCUUACAAAUGUGUCAAUGAGAUGGGUUAUCCCUCUGUCAUAACAGGAUCCUCUGACGGAGACACUACCUCCAAGGAACUGGCAGAUUUCCUCAGGCACACCUUCUCCAUUUUCUCUAAUGGACUGGACAGAGAGCUCUAUUGGCAAGAAGAGGAGCUUGCAAAAAAGAAGAAGUUGGAAAUCCAACAGUUGAGCCAAAAGGAGAAGCAAGUGUCUGGUUUGAACCGUGUUCCAGUGCCCAGUGUGAUCAAGUCCAGUUCAUCAGCCUCCACGGUCAGACCUGACCUACCCUCCACCAGCCACAUAAAAGCAAAUUUACACAACUUGGAAGGCGAUCCUCCCCCUCUCUGGGGCCUCCAGAGUGACAAGAUUGGAAAGGCUAUUGUCCAGGUGUUACAGAGAGACCCUCGCAAGUUCGACCUGGUGGUGGGUCGCUUACAUGGGAGACAACUCCCGGGCAUAUUGCGGUCUUACAUCUGGGCUGAUGUUCUCUUCAGGGAUCAAAGAAAACGCAUGAAGGGAGUAAAUGUUGAGAGAGUGGUGCGGGAAAGGUUUGCGAAAGCUGUUCAGAAAGGUGCUGUGGACCUGGGGAUAAAGCGAGCUACACAUUCUCCGAUAACGGGACUGAUAGAGAAUGCUGUCAUUGAGAAGUACAGCCGCACAGUGGGAAUGGUACCCCAUAACCAGCAGGCACACCUGAGAGAGGCGGCGCGGGUGCUGAAUGUCCUGUAUGUGUAUGACAGAAGUUAUGAGCCUUACCUGAUAGACUGGCUCUUCCCUCUACAGCUGGCGCUCAGGGACAGCUCUGAUGUGAGAGGUGAGAGUCUAUACGAGCUAGCCAUGUACCUGGAUCUGCUUAACGACAGCUGCUUCCCUACCUGGCCUCAGGUAUUUGCCAUCGCCAAGACUGUUCUUGAGGCGCUCCACCGGGAAGAUGCUGAACUCUACGAUCAUCUCAGGGAAAUUGCAUUCAUUAACAUCCAGUUCAACCCAAAGGAGUUCCUUGUACAGCUGAUGCACCAGGAAAAAGCCAAGGCCCAGACGCUCCUGUCAGCCAGCCCCAGUGUCGUCCAGUCAGAUCCUCUGUCCGCCAAACUCCUCGCAGACCCUCUUAUCUUCCUGCGCAAGUGGAUAGGGGAGUGUUUUGUUAGCGUGCUGGACACACCGGCCAUCCUGUACGUGUGGGAUCAGUGCUUCAUGCAGGGUUGGAAGGCCUCAGUGCUGCAGAACUUCUGUCUGGUGAUGCUGGAGCUGUUGAGGUCAAGGUUCAUGAUGGCCUCAGAUUACAGAAGCAUGAAGGAGGUGUUUUUCAAUGAACCAUGUAAGCUGUACACCAUGGACAUUCAGAUGGCCUGGAUCCAUUUGGAGAAUGGAAAACCUCUGUCAGAAAUACCCGCCAUGAACAGGCAAAGGCCGAGCACUGCCUAUGUCCGGGUAAAAUCUGCCUCCUCUGUCACAUCUGUGGACUCCCUGAAACCAUUCGGUCUCAAGUACGUGAGGUUAAAACUGAUAUUCCCUGCGGAGUCCUUUGAUAAGGAGCCUCAGCUGUCUCAGUGUGAUGUGUCUGACCUGAAGCUUAAUGUGUCUGUGUACUUUGGGACUGUCCGUCUUGCCACCCAGCCUUCAACACAGCCCCCUCUGGAGGUCAGGUCUGACACUGACAGCUAUGGGGAGAGAACUCUGUAUGCCAAGUUCCCUGUGGAUAAGUUUGAGUUUGAUGCAUUGGAUCUGUCACAGUUAGAUGUGGAGAAGGAGCUUGGAGGGACGGUGUAUGCAAUGGUGGAAGUGGAGUAUUCCCCUUCCGCAGGUGACCAAGCUAACAAUUCCACCACCCUGGGCUGGAGUAAAGUCCCUUUGUAUGAUCAGGUGUCAGCCAAUCAGUGGACACUUCUAACAGGAAAUAACACCUACCCAUUGCACCCUGGGAAGGAAAAGGGCAGUAAGUCAACCCCGAUCCCAGGCACCUCAGCUGAGUACGAAACAGACCUACUGGGCUACUCCUCAGAGCUGAGUCUGAUAAUCUAUGACCUGGAUGAGGAGCCAUAUGAGGAACCUGCAGACAUUAUUCCGGUACAGUUACCUCCUCAGGACACCAGGGAGCCGUCUCCUCCCAGGAAGCCGUCUCCAGUUCUGACCACCCCAGCCUCAGCACAGACCCCAGAUGUUGAUGUCGGAACACCAAAGCCCCCGGUGAAACAGACCCCAGGCCCUGAACAUAAGCGGCGUCGCCCCAAGGACAUCAUCCCGCCCCCAGAUACCCCUGGGCCCGUGGAUCCCUCCCCAUGGGUUGCCCACAGGACUAAGACAGCAUCGUGGAACCCUUCCCCCACAGAUGUGACUGAGGCCUUUGAUCUGUAUGUGGACAGUGUGCGCUUCAUCCCUGACAAUGCCUCAGUGGUCAAGGUAACUGGGCGAGUGCUGAACACAGGUGACAUAACAAGCCCACCUGACAUCAAAGCCUUACCUGAGCUGUCUGAGUCGGCCAGGUGUCCAGUGUUCGGUUACAAAUUGACUGUUAACGGGAAUAAUGAGGAAGCUAGUGGGGACAUGCUGAUCUUGUUACGGCUGUACACCGUGGAUGUGGUGACUGACAUGCUGAUGGUGGUGGGAAGCUGUAUAUUACCGGUGUUUGAACCCGAUGACACUGGAAAGCCAUUGCUUAGAGUGGGAGGUCAUCAGCUGAAGUUUAGGAAUGGAAUGCCUCCUAAAAAUGCACCACAGGAGCUGCUUAAAGCCUCAGACAUCGAUGGUGUUCCAGCUAUCCCAGGAUGCACCAUUCUUGUGCGCCUCAUGCCACAUUCAGAGAAUUUUGUAGCACUUCCCAAGUAUGGUAAAGGGUACUAUAAGAGUUUUGACUGCCAACCCUCACUGUCUGAGGAGAGGAUUUUCCACAGUUACACAGAGCAUAUGGCUUACCCUAGAGACUUCCGACAGAUGAUCAGAAGAGUGCAGACUGUGGAGAGAGUGCCCCCUAUGUCUGAUGAUGGCUCACUCUCACGCUGGGUGGACAGUCGCCUUGACCUAAAGAAGAACCUACCAGCUAACCUCCCUGCUGGCCACAUCAACAUUCUUCAGUGUGUGCGGUACCGGAUCAAAACAGGCCUGUCUGUCAGGGUCAAUCGGGCAUUCGGCUUGGAAGAAAACCAUUAUGUGCAGUGUAUUCUGAGAGUCAUACCUGGAGGGUUAGCCCUGGACAUGGAACCCACAGAGGCUGGGCUAGGGGGCCAGGAGCAAUGGAUCACCCUCAAACAUGACUACUCUAGUCUGCUGAGGUCCCCGUGCUGGAUAGAUCCACCCCAGGAAAUUCAUCCAUUCUACGAUGAGAACAGUUGUGUGCUGAUCCAGGUCAUUGGACUAGGGGUGGUAUACCACCCUACGAGAGACCACCGGGCCCCAGGGAGACUUACAGGGCCUGAGGGUCAACAGCUGAAGGAGCUGGGGGAACACUCCAUGAUGGGCUGGGCAGUGGUGCCACUAUUCAGAGGGAACUCAGUGCAGACAGGUGAACACCAGGUGCCUCUGUUGCGGGGUCGGCCUUCUGCCAACAUCCUAGGUGACUUGACGCGGAUGACCCCCGAGGAAGUGAUAGAAACCCAUGAACUCAAAAAACCCAGCAAGAGACUGUUCCCGGGGCACCUGUCUGUAACUAUUUGGGACAACCAUUUUGAUUUCAAGGAUAUCCCAGUAAUGAGGACCUACAAGACCCAGCUGGCCUCGGCGGGUAACCUUGACCUUUACAUCAAGGCUCAGAAAGGACUGACGGGAAAGCUUAUGGCUAGUCUUGUCAACAGCAACAUGAAGAGUUUUGAAAAGAGUGGCCCAGUCUUUGAGAAAGAAGCCAAAUUCUUUGAACAGAUUGUCACCAAAACUUACUAUGAGCUUGUUGAGAAUGCAUUGUUGGAGGCAGGCUAUGGGCCGCUAAAGACAGACCCCCCUUCUGAUGAGGCCUCUGGCCAGCACGGUGUCCCCACCCAGGCGGUAGGCGGGGGUUGGGGUGAGGAUGAUCCUGACAGCCCACCAGCAUUUGAGUGAUACAGUGCCAGGGAUUCUGCAGGGAGAGGCAGAACAUUUGAAAAUGCCACUAUUUUCUUAUGUUGCUUGAAGAAGUCAAGUUUCAUUACACUUUACAUUACCAAGAGCAUGCAUGAAUGUUAAAACACAGAUUAAUAACGGGCUCUGUGAAGCAUUGCAUGAUGCAAAGUAGAAACUUUGUCCAUGGUGUGAAGCUGAGUAGAUUUUGUGAUGUAAUGCAGCAUUAGUUGUGUAGAAUUCACAUUUGGGACCAGUGUGUGUACGGCUUAUGAUCAUUUUGUGAACAUAGUUUGGGACCAGUAUGUGAAUGGCAUGGGACCACUUUAUGAACAUAGUUUGUGACCAGCGUGUGUACAACUUGGGACUGUUUUGGGAACGUAGUUACGGACCAGCGUGUGUAUGGCUUGGAACCACUGUGAACAUAGUUUGGGACCAGUGUGCGUACAGCUUUGGACCACUUUGUGAACAUAGUUUGGAAUGUCUUUGUUUGCUGUACUGGCCCAGUGAAGUGCAUGAUUUGAUGGAUACGCUUACUUUCAAUCCCAAGACUGCAAUCGACAAAAACCCAGAACCCCUGAAUACGGGUACUAAAAGGUAACAGUAAAUAUUUCAGCCCUAUUAAAGAAAUAUUUACAUCACAAAUACAGCAAUAGUUUACAAGACACCUGAUAUUUAGACUGUCACAAGUUUAGUUAUCGUAACUUAAGUAGUUUGUAAGCUGUAUGUUGGAUUUUGUAGUCUUUUAUAUCUUUGAACUUACGUUCAUUCAUGCUCCACCUUCCACUACAAAACCACCAUUCAAAAACAAAGUUCUGCCAGCAUGUUUGCUUUGAUCCCUUGAUACAGUUCUAGACUGGCAGUGACUCCACCAUUUUAAGCACUGGGUUCUUGUAGGAACAACAUGUAUAUGCAGGCUUUCCCAAGCUUGGUCUUCUCAAAGAAACUCUCAUAUCGCAAAAGGGAUUUGAUGAACUGGCUGUAUGGUGACAGAGCAGGAAUUGUACUCUGUCAAAUGGAGUAAUCUACUGUGUCUAAUGGAGUAAUCAGACUUCAAAGGUAAAAUGCCUGAAUAAAAUAUUACAUCUAUUUUUAAAUUUUCUCGAACAGAUAACCAGUUUUAUGUAAUUUACAUUUUAUGUCCUGUGCCGUUCAUUUCUUGUGAAGUGCAUUGCUUAACUCUAUACGCAUAGAGCUGUACAGUUGUACAUGAUCAGUUCCACAAAUCGUUGAGUUCAGCUGACUUCCGAUAUAUUUUUGAAGUUUUUCAUUGUACAGUUAUCUUGCAGAAUUCCAUUCAUCUCUCAUCAUCUUGUAUGUAUAGAAUGCUAGCUGAACUUGAAGUGUACGGGACCACAUUUUGUUGUAGAAUACACCAAAUCAUCAUGUAAAAAUCAUCAUCUGGAAAGGAAAGUUAAACUCUAUUGUGCUUGUGAUUUUAAAAUAGAAUGAAGAAAAAAAAUAAAUAAAAAAAUAUAUGGACUAAUAGUUGCUAGAUUCUGAGAGCCCUGUAGAUCUUGAAAAAGUGGUAUAUUUUUUUUUUUUUGGGAUGGUAGGGUGAUAUUCUAGUGGAAAAUGUAAGUUUCAGCAACAUAAGUAAUAUUUUGUGACCUAUUUUGUCUCUAAAAAUGUAUUUUUAGGGAUGAAUAAGGAAAAUAUAGAACUUAAACCUGAACAUGCGAGGUUUGAUGUGUUUCACUUUGAGUUGUCUCCCUUUCCUUUAUUUAUUCAUUGUGGAUUAUUAGUCGAGGACAAAUUAUUGUUACAGGAAUUUCACGUUUGCACUCUGUGACGUGCACAUACAGUAGAAAAAACAAAGAGGUUUUAUAUCUGAAGUUUGUAAGAUUUCAUAACUUACAUGGACAUCACUUUGUUAUUUAUCAGUUCCAGAUCCAGAAGUUUGCGUUGGAUUUUGUAAAAAUGCAUUGUGACAUUUUAUAAGGUGUAUUAAAUCCUUUCACAUGCCAUCUAAAUCAUUGUGACAAUGAAUUAGCUAAUGUAAUUGUUUAGAGUUUCAAAAUUGCUUUGACAUAAAAUGUAGCGUUUUAAACGUGGAAAAAUUGGUUGAUCUGAAAAAAGGAAAGGUUUUUAUGCGAGUGCUCAUAUCCAUUUGGUCAUGCAUGGUUAUUUAUAUUAGCUUAUGAAAUUAUAUCAUCUCUUGAAAUUCCCAGCGCUAUUGUACUAUAGUUUACAUUGGCACUUUUAUAGUGCUUAAAGUUUCAUUCACGCAUAUAUAUAUUAUAUAUCAUAUGUUCCACCAAUAACUUAACUGAAUUAAUUCAUUUAUUCAUUAAUUUUACUGGAAAACUGAUUAGACAUAGACUAAAAUUUUCCAUGUAUUUAGAGCCUUCAUUAGUACACAUUUAGAAGGUGAAUGAGUGUGUACAUGUACAGGGCUGCUGUCUCAAAACCAAAUCAGUUUUAGAUGUAGUAAUAUAUUGUGGCACAUAGCUGU
Liolophura sinensis is the source of this 6811-nucleotide messenger RNA. RefSeq lists its product as uncharacterized. The record is from RefSeq and is a predicted model, not a curated record. Lineage: Eukaryota; Metazoa; Mollusca; Polyplacophora; Chitonida; Chitonidae.